Molecule: messenger RNA, 2799 nt
Organism: Eimeria acervulina
Lineage: Eukaryota; Apicomplexa; Conoidasida; Eucoccidiorida; Eimeriidae
Product: HEAT repeat containing protein, putative
Exons: 12
Coding region: 1-2799 (932 amino acids)
Biological process (GO): protein dephosphorylation
Cellular component (GO): cytoplasm; protein phosphatase type 2A complex
Molecular function (GO): protein phosphatase regulator activity
Source: RefSeq, a predicted model, not a curated record
AUGAGCGACUUCUUGGAUUUCUUUAGGGCCGAGGUGUUGGGGCGGGGCGAAGUGGGGGGGGUAUCAGCAAAACAGCAGGUGAGGAGACACCGCAAAGGAGGCAGCAUAGGGAGAGCAGCAGCAGCAGCAGCAGCAGACAGCAGCAGCAGCAGCAGCAGCAGCAAGAGACAGCAGGAAGAGACACAGAUAAAACAGGGAGACAGCGAGAGGAGAUACAGGCAGCAAAUGGGGAGACCAACAGAGACAGCAGCAACAGAGGCAGCAGCAGCAGAGACAGCAGCAAUAGAGACAGCAGCAGUAGAGACAGCAGCAAUAGAGAUAUUGUUCGUGUGGAGAGCAGCAGCAGCAGCAGCAGCAGCAGAUACUGCUGCAUCAGAGGAGGAGCUGCGCGAGUCGCUCAGCUGCUGCGCCGAUGCCUUGGCGCAGCUCGCAGCAGCAGAAGAAAAAUGCGUCCGCAACGAGGCAAUUGUCUCUUUGCUGGCUCUGCUGGCUUUGCUGCCAGCAGGUUCGAGGGUGCUGCUGGCGCAGCAGCGGCUGCUGCCUGUCUCUGUUCGCUUAGCAGCAGACGAUAGCUGUCUCUUCGGUCGCUGCGCUGCUGCGCGGCUGCUGCCGCAUUUGCUGCAGUAUGCAGAGGUGGCGCCUCCUGCUGCUGCUGCUGCUGCGGGGGAGGGCUCUCGGGUGAAGCGGGAGGCGCUCACCGAGUCCCCUGCUGCCGCUGCUGCUGCUGCUACGGAGGAGGUUGCUGCUGCUGACGAAGAGGCUGCGAGAGACGCAGCUCUUAGCAGUGAAGUUGUCUCCAUUAAACGAAUUCAGCAGCUCUUUGAAAACCUGUGCGCGGAUGAGUCGCUGUUGGUGAGGAGGGAGGCGCUGCAGCAGCUGCCAGCCCUGGUGCACGGAGCACGAGAAGCAGCAGCAGCAGCAGCAGAUGCAGCAGCAGCUGCUGCAGCAGCGUCUGGAGCAGCAUCUGCUGAGUCGGCUGCUGCUGCUGCAUCUGCUGCUGCUGCUGCUGCUGCUGCGGAAGAAGUGACAGGGGUCUCGCUGCGCAUCCUUAGAGGGGCCUUUGGAGAGACGUCUGAUUACUUGCGCGCUGCUGCAGCGGAGUCUGUUGCAUCUCUCUGUUCAUCUUGGAGUCCCCUUCCUGCUGCUGCAGCUGCUGCUGCAGCUGCUGCUGCACCUGCUGCAGCAGCUGCUGCUGCAGCAGCUGCAGAAGGGAAGGACAGUUCUGUUGUGUCUCCAUCGCGCCGUCAGUCUCCGAGUGCUUCUGUGGGGGCAGGCGAGAAAGAAGAGACCCCCAGCAGCAGCAGCAGCAGCAGCAGCAGCAGCAGUGCUUCACUGGAUUCUUUUGUGUCUCUCUUUGCUCUCUUGCGGCUGCCGGCUGUAACGAAUAUUGCUCGUAUUGCUGAGCUGCUGCAGCAGCAAGAGGUAGACGAGUUGCUGCUGCCCCUUGUCCCUCAGCUGCUGCGGAGUGCGCAGACACUGCAGCAGCAGUCUCCUGCUGCUUCUUUCUUAGAUCCUCCCAACUCACUGUCUCCUCCUGCUGCUGCACAUGCUGCUUCUCUUGAUGCUGCUGUUGCUGCUGCUCUCGCCGUAGCUCAAGCAGCUUCUCCUGCAGCAUCCCGCAGCAUAUUAAGAGAUGUGCUGCUGAUGCUACGCAAUGGAGACGCAGCAGUUGCACUCAGCAUAUCGAAGUAUCUUCAGGACUUCUGUCGUCUGUGUCUUCGUAAAGACAAUCCCAGCAGCAGCAGCAGCAACAACAACAACAGUGGCAACGGAAGCAUCGAAGGCCGCAGCAGCAGCAGCAGCAGCAAGACGAGCAGCAGCAAGAGCAGCAGCAGCAGCAGCAGCAAGAGCGGCAGCAGCAACAGCAGCAGCAACAGCAACAGCAGCAGCUCGCUGCCUGCAGAAGCAACACAACUUGUAGAGUGUCUCUGCGACUUCUGGAGACAGGGGGGACAAGCAGGAGACUGGCGGCUGCGCCUCGCCUUAGUAGAGCAGAUGCCAGCAGCUGCAGAAGCACUCGGCGCCGAUUUCUUUUUGACGAAUUUCUCUGCUCUUUUUCUGAAUGCAAUCUUCGAUAGAAUUCAUCAAGUGCGAGUUGCAGCCAUCAAUGCAUGCAAAGACUUAAUACGCGUAUUGGGGCGCAAGUGGGCUGUAGAAGAGUUGCUGCCUCGGCUGUCUCUUUGUUUUAAGCGGUCUUCUGUAUUGAAGACAAACUUUAAUGUAGACACCGAAGAAGAAACAGCUUCUCUCAGCGCCUCCUAUCUCCAGAGGAUAGUGGUGCAGCAUGCGCUGCCCAAACUAGCAGAAGCUCUGCCUCCCGAUUUGGCUGUAGAACGCGUCGCUCCGCUGCUGAUAGAGGGUCUGCAGAAGACGCAGGCCUCGUACUCAGCAGCAGCAGCAGCAACAACAGCAGCAGGAACAGCAGCAGAAACAAUAGUAGGAACACCAGCAGCAACACCAGAAGCAACACCAGCAGCAACAGCAGCAGCAGCAGCAGCAGUAGCAGCAGCAACGGCAACAGCAGCAACAGAAGCAACAGCAGCAGCAGCAACAACAACAGAAACAGCAGCAGCAACAGCAGCAGCAUUAUAUGUUGUUUGUUCACAGGAUGCUGUGCCCAAUGUCCGGCUGACUGCCGCUGAGAUGCUUCGAAUCAUAGCGAAGGAGAGAACCCUACCCGCUGCCGCUCUUGCGGGUUUCGUUGCUCCUCUCGAAAUCCUUUCUUCUGAUGAAGACAUCGAUGUUCGGCUGUCUGCGCAGUUGGCGCUGCAUGCAUGCAAAACCGUCUCUGCUGCGUAA